Molecule: messenger RNA, 1439 nt
Organism: Prorocentrum cordatum
Lineage: Eukaryota; Dinophyceae; Prorocentrales; Prorocentraceae
Source: the annotation of a GenBank genome assembly
AGGCGCCGCGGGCCGGCGCCCCGGCGCCGAUGCCGUCGGCGCGGAGGUGGUGCCAACGGGCCGCCGCCGGGCUCGCGUGUGGGCUCGUCGCCGCGGCGACCUGCCUCACGGCCUGGGGGGAGGGCAGCCUGAGCUUGUCCGCCAGGGACCUGCCGGCCUCGGCGGCCGCGGCGCCGCUGGCGCCCGAGGGCCCGCGGCCCUCCUCGACGACUGCGCCGCGGCCCCCCGCGCGGCACGAGCGCGCGGCCGCGAGCGCCGCGCCGCCUGGCGACGCUGAGGCCCAGCACGGGAGCUCACAGCUCGGAGCCACGGGAGCGGUCAGGAAUACAACGGACGCGCCAGCACAGCCGGCUGUGCCGGCAUGGCGUUCCUACGUCCACCGCGACGGGGAGAAUCCGCUCGUGGCCGGUGCCAGUGCCGAAGGGCUGCCCGAGGACAGCCAGGGGGGCAGGCCGGGGUGGCUCGUGGGUGACGACACGCUGAUCGUGGACGCGCGCGCGCAGAGGGGCGACGGCAGUGGUGGCAUCCUCGUAGUGAGUGCAGUCCUUCUGGAUAGCAAAAAGCAUACCUGGGGGGCUCGGGCGGGCGGUAAGGAAGCAGGAGAGAUGCGCCGCCCAAAAUGGUUUCGAUCUUGUUUGGCAGCCACCCGCUCGCGCUUGCGGAGGUUUGGGCAUGCGAUGGUCGUCAGGUGGAAGCCAACACUGAAGGCGUCUGAGCGUAUCGCGCAUUAUUGUGCAAAGCAAGAGGCGAUGAAGAUUCAAGAGGCCCAGCAGUGCUUCAGGGACCACGAGACCAUAAUAUCCGGGGCCGGCGGAUUCAAUUGGGAGAAGGAGCUAAUGCUUCUCGAGUAUUUGUCGAGCCCCGAGAAUUUCGCAUAUGUUCUCAUGCUGGACGCCGACGCCGCGCUCGUGCACGCAGAGCACGACACCCUCUCCCUGAUGGCAUUGGAACUCCGGGCAGCGGGCAAGGUCAUGUUCCUGUCCAACGAGGAUUGGAGCAAAGGUGGGAAACGCGUCAUCAACGGCGGCCUUAUAUUCGUUGCCAAUGUCGUUUGGACGCGGCAGUUCUUCCAGGACAUGCUCGGCGCUUACAUGAAGGGCACGGUACAGGGUCUGAAGAGUGUCGGAGGCGGGAGCCUCACAUGCACAUCGAACGAGCAGGCGUGCCUUCUUGGUAUGGCGAAGCGUCCGGGCUUCCAGGAGAGGGUGGCCGUCUUCAGCGGCCAGAGGUGGAACAGGGGUGGCUGCGUCUUCGGCACAUGCGAGCAGUUUGGUGGGCCCGCCAACACGGAAAUGGGGCGCCUUGGCAUGACCGACCCAAGCAUGGAGAUUAUGCAUUUCUCUGGCGGCUCGAAGAACUGGGCGUCAAAGGUUCUGUGCAACGCCAGCCUGAAUGUAUCUCGCGAGCCCAUCGAUGGGUAUGGCUGCUCCGGCAAGUGA